ACCGCCCAGCCCAGCCCAGAGCCGAGCCCAGGUCCAUAUCUGAAUCCGAACCCCACCUCCCUUAUUCAACCCCCGUCACCACUUCCGGCGACCAUUUCCUCCGAAUUCCGGCGACGCCACGCUCCUGAGAUCGAGAAGGCAAGGUGCUUGAACAUCUGAAUUGUUGGUAAAAUGGUUUCCUUUGAGAUGAAUGAUCGAAAGAAGAUUGGAUUAGGAUUAACUGGCUUUGGUAUAUUUUUCUCAUUCCUUGGGAUCAUCUUCUUCUUCGACAAGGGAUUGCUAGCCAUGGGAAAUAUCCUGUUUGUUUCUGGAGUGUCCUUAACAAUUGGGCUAAAAUCCACUAUGCAAUUCUUCAUGAAACGAAGUAAUUUCAAGGGAACAAUCUCAUUUGGUAUUGGGUUCUUGAUUCUCAUCUUGGGAUGGCCUAUUUUGGGCAUGAUUAUUGAGGCUUACGGGUUCAUCAUACUAUUCAGUGGUUUCUGGCCUACACUGGCUGUUUUCUUACAGAAGAUUCCUGUUCUUGGUUGGUUGUUGCAACAACCAUUUGUUCGAUCGUUGUUUGACCGCUAUAGAGGCAAACGAGUGCCCGUGUAAAGCAGGAAUAUAUGGAAACAUUAUGUAACUGCUAUCAAGCGCAUUUGUAAGUCAAUGUAAAGAAAAUAUUCAUAUGGAUAUUAAACUGUGAAUUGAGUUUGCUUUCUGAUGGUAGAAAAUGACUUUCAUUUUAUCAUGGUAGUCAUUUAGUGGAGGAAAAUUGCAUAGGGAAAAAAAAAGGUUUUAGUUUUCACUUUACUACUUGUCCGGCUUCUUAUGAUUCUGAUACUUAAUGGAAAAUCAAUUGAUCUCCGGAGUUGUCAGUUUCAUUUACGCUACUAUUCUAAUCAGAGACAUUUGGAAGCGUCGCUGCCGAGUUGAUGAUGGCAUUUGUUCACACUAGUAAUGAUUUUAGAAUAUAUAACUUUUUUCUUCCCUUUCUUUUUUUUAUCCGUGUUUUUUUUGCCUGCCAAUGUGAGAUGGAAUCGGAGCAAUGCCAUGGAAUUCUACAAUGUAAUUUACCUUAAUUCCUGUGUCAUCUAUUAUUUCUUUCUCGG
Molecule: messenger RNA, 1091 nt
Organism: Abrus precatorius (Indian licorice)
Lineage: Eukaryota; Viridiplantae; Streptophyta; Magnoliopsida; Fabales; Fabaceae
Product: vesicle transport protein GOT1-like
Exons: 7
Coding region: 172-594 (140 amino acids)
Biological process (GO): endoplasmic reticulum to Golgi vesicle-mediated transport; retrograde transport, endosome to Golgi
Source: RefSeq, a predicted model, not a curated record